AUGCGAGACAUCGAUGAGAUAAAUGCAGAAGCACUGAACGAGAAUGCAGCGAUCAAACAGGCGAUAUUAAGUGGUGAUUCUAACGUGCAGAAGUUUUAUGAUAACGCUGUAGUGUUCAUCACUGGCGGAUCAGGAUUCAUUGGCAAACAGCUGAUCGAAAAACUUCUAAGGUCAUGUAAUAUAAUGAAAAUCUAUGUUUUAUUACGAGUGAAGAAGAAUAAAACGAUUGAAGAGAGACUGAAGGCUCUUCUGGACGAUCCGGUAUAUGACGACCUUCAUAAGGAACAACCUAACUUCGUGCAUAAAAUAGUUCCAAUAGAAGGUGAUAUUGAGUCUCUGAAAUUGGGCAUCGAUGACGAGAGUUGGAAAACACUUGCCGAGGAGGUUAGUGUAAUAAUCCACGCCGCUGCUACAGUAAACUUUAACGAAGCAGUUAAAAAAGCUACUUUAACCAACGUUCGGGGAGCAAGAGAAGUACUAAAAUUAGCGGAAAUAUGCAAGCACUUAAAGUAA
Messenger RNA from Melitaea cinxia (Glanville fritillary), 513 nucleotides. RefSeq names its product putative fatty acyl-CoA reductase CG5065. Gene Ontology annotation, biological process: long-chain fatty-acyl-CoA metabolic process. The record is from RefSeq and is a predicted model, not a curated record. The transcript has 4 exons. Gene Ontology annotation, molecular function: alcohol-forming very long-chain fatty acyl-CoA reductase (NADP+) activity. Bases 1 to 513 code for a protein of 170 amino acids. Lineage: Eukaryota; Metazoa; Arthropoda; Insecta; Lepidoptera; Nymphalidae. Gene Ontology annotation, cellular component: peroxisome.